CCUGCACAGGACUUACUUGCCAGGUACCUACAUUUAAUCAGCCUUGCAUACACUCGUUUCUUCGAGCCUUGGUGCUCUCAUUCUCUCCUUCGGGCGCUCUUGCCCAACAUGUCUGCGUCAUUGCCUGGCAAUCGUGACCUGCCGGCCUCACAGUAUGAUCUGUCCACCUACUGGGGUCGUGUCAAGCAAUCGGCGCAGAUAGCAGAUCCGAGCACACUGUUUGUCUCUUCUUCGGGCCUCGAACAUGCGAAGCGAUUGGUGACAUCGUACAAGACGGGGGAGACGAAAAUCAUGACACCCGAAAUAUGGAAUGCAAAGAAGAUCGUGGACUCUACGCUUCAUCCAGAUACCGGACAGCCUGUAUUCCUCCCAUUCCGCAUGUCAUGCUUCGUCAUCUCGAACUUGAUCGUGACGGCUGGUAUGCUGACACCUAACAUGGGUACCACAGGCACGGUUGCAUGGCAGAUCAUUAACCAGUCUCUCAAUGUUGCGAUAAAUAGUUCCAACGCUAACAAGUCCUCGCCACUAUCUACCCAGACCUUGGUUCAGAGCUACCUGCUAGCCGUAUCAGCAUCUUGCUCGGUUGCUGUCGGGUUGAAGUCCAUAGUGCCCCGCCUCAAAAGAGUGUCGCCCAAUGCAAAACUCAUUCUGGGACGAUUGGUCCCUUUUGCAGCUGUGGCUUCCGCCGGGGCGUUGAACGUCUUCCUCAUGCGUGGCGAAGAAAUACGCCGAGGCAUUGAUGUCUUCCCCAUCCAGUCAGAGGCCGAAAAGGCCGAACGAGAAAAGAAUGGAAAGCAAGUUGAAAGCCUCGGGAAGUCCAAAAAAGCAGCGACAUUGGCGGUCGGUGAAACGGCCAUCUCACGCGUUCUCAACGCGACGCCAGUAAUGGCGAUUCCACCUCUCGUUCUUGUUCAGCUACAGAAGACGGACUGGCUCAAACAGCGGCCAAGGAUGGUACUACCCAUCAAUCUAGGUCUGAUUCUGACCACGAGUAUUUUUGCCUUGCCACUGGCUCUCGCAGCAUUCCCACAGCGACAGGCGGUAAGUGCCAGAAGUCUGGAGAAAGAGUUCUGGGACAAAGGUGGACAAGGCGGUCUGGUCGAAUUCAAUCGUGGCAUCUAAAGUUUCUGGCUAGAUGGAUGCACAUUCAGCGAUAGCCUUCCUGUGGUGUGGGGGUUCUGCUAAGGCGUACGGCGCCUAAAGAGUUCAAAUUCCAAAGUCAUGGGCGCAUUAGAGAGCGUAGCACUGGUUGAAGAGUGCCUCGGGAGGAGACAGGCAUUUUUGUCAUAAUAAACGCUGAACAUGGACUACACAUGCAGCGAUGCGAAUCGUGUACCAAAUCAUGGCAAUGACCAUUCAUUUGUAGUAGAUGUCCAAAAUAUAGGCCGCGUUCCGUCUGAUGAGGCGCGUGCGGCAGCCUUGCGGCAGCCUCGUCACCGCAUAUAUCCGCCGCCAAGGAAUGGUCUUUGGGAUACCGA
Molecule: messenger RNA, 1478 nt
Organism: Exophiala viscosa
Lineage: Eukaryota; Fungi; Ascomycota; Eurotiomycetes; Chaetothyriales; Herpotrichiellaceae
Product: mitochondrial transporter fsf1
Exons: 4
Coding region: 109-1122 (337 amino acids)
Biological process (GO): mitochondrial transmembrane transport; monoatomic ion transport
Cellular component (GO): mitochondrial inner membrane
Molecular function (GO): monoatomic ion transmembrane transporter activity
Source: RefSeq, a predicted model, not a curated record